UCGGUCUUGCGUUUCCUCAGUCGGUCACUUUGUUAGUGCUUCUUCACACCUGUUGAAUAUCUUUUUCACGAUACCACGGACGAAUUGAAAAUAGAAACGAAGCGUCACGCAAUUAAAAGCCAUACCAUUUUCAACGACUUACAUUUUAUUUCGAUGAUUUGCGAUGGCACUUUUGCUGGAUCAGCCGUUUGCGCCGAUGCCUGACAACAACGAGAUCACGACGAAAACAUUUCUGGAGUCAGUUUCUCAUCUGCCACCUUUUUUCGAUUGCCUUGGUUCCAAGGUUUUUGCACCGAUUAAGGCUGACAUAAAUGGAAACAUCACAAAAAUUAAAGCUGUCUAUGACUCGGAUCCAGUGAAGUAUGAGACUCUUCAGCAGAUUCUGCUAAUUGAGAAAAGCAUCUAUGGCUCCGAGUGGCCUAAAGUCGGAGCCACACUGGCGCUUAUGUGGUUAAAGAGAGGCCUGCGGUUCAUUCAGAUUUUACUGCAAAGUAUAGCGGAUGGGGAAAGAGAUGAGGACAAUCCCAAUCUUAUUCGCAUCAAUAUCACUAAAGCCUAUGACCAAGCCCUCAAGAGGUACCACGGCUGGAUAGUCCAGAAGGUUUUCAAGGCUGCGUUAUUUGCUGCACCAUGCCGGUCAGAUUUUCUUAAAGCUUUAACCAAGGAUCAAGAAGUUGCAGAGGAGGAUUGCUUAGCAAAAAUUCAUCAGUUCUUAAUAAACUUCACUGCAACUGUAGAUGCCAUUUAUGAAAUGUAUUCCAUAAUGAAUGCUGAACUGGACUACUUAGUUUGAAACAUACAAAAGGUCAGUUUCUAAAGCAAUCUUUAAUGCUGCACAGUUCAUACACAGUAUGACACACUUGAGAGGGCCUUAAAACUGUGAGGUCACAGACUCGAUGACUGUCUAAGAGCUUUUGUCCUUGUUGCUGUAUGACAGUAGUUGUUUAUGCUUGUAUGAAUGCAGCAUUAAUUUUUGAUUGUUUGGUGUGGGUG
Molecule: messenger RNA, 993 nt
Organism: Sinocyclocheilus grahami
Lineage: Eukaryota; Metazoa; Chordata; Actinopteri; Cypriniformes; Cyprinidae
Gene: gltpb
Product: glycolipid transfer protein b
Exons: 5
Coding region: 164-793 (209 amino acids)
Biological process (GO): intermembrane lipid transfer; ceramide transport
Cellular component (GO): cytosol; cytoplasm; membrane
Molecular function (GO): ceramide 1-phosphate transfer activity; ceramide 1-phosphate binding
Source: RefSeq, a predicted model, not a curated record